Tuber melanosporum (Perigord truffle) is the source of this 1953-nucleotide messenger RNA. RefSeq lists its product as uncharacterized. Gene Ontology annotation, cellular component: cytosol; cytoplasm; plasma membrane. The transcript is spliced from 2 exons. Gene Ontology annotation, molecular function: ubiquitin protein ligase binding; protein-macromolecule adaptor activity. Bases 1 to 1953 code for a protein of 650 amino acids. NCBI's taxonomy places the organism in Eukaryota, Fungi, Ascomycota, Pezizomycetes, Pezizales, Tuberaceae. Gene Ontology annotation, biological process: ubiquitin-dependent endocytosis. The record is from RefSeq and is a predicted model, not a curated record.
AUGGUCACCGACUCACCUCCCCCGAGAACCGGGCUUCUUACACGGCUUCGGUCAAAGACAUCUUCGUUAUCGCUUCCUGGUUUACGGGCACCCCGGAGGAGGAUAUUGGCCGACUUUCAUAUUCAGCUGGACGACCCGCAUAGGGUGUACUUGGCAAACGAUGUCGUUAAGGGUUGUGUGUGUGUCAAAGUCGAGCGACCGUUGACACUUACUCACCUGGUCGUCAAUCUUAUUGGUAGGGUGGAUUUGCAGGCUUCACUGUAUACGCGGGAGGGUGGGGGAAAGAAAGGUAAGGAAUGGGAAGAGGAGUUUGAUGGGUUAUCCGGUGGUGUCACGGUAUGCAGGGACGAGAUAGUAUUGUGCGGGGAGGGGAGGCUUGAGCCUGGAGUUUACAAGUUUGGUUUUGAGUUGGAAUUUGCAUUAGUUGGAAAGUUGCCCGGUGGACUGCCGAGUUCUUUGGAUUUUGAGAAGGGCUCAAUAUCGUACAGAAUAUCGUCAACGCUGACUCGACCGACUACCAUCUCGCCUACAACUACGUGCACUACGAAGCUUUCAUUCGUGGAAACGAUCGAUAUCGCUCACUUGUCCGCUCCAAAGCCCCGAGUCAUAUCCCUUGAACCGAUAGUAUCGAAAAAGCCACGAAACAAACAAAGGCCUUCGUCCCCAAUACCCGGAACUGGGAGAGACCAGUCUACUACGCCGUCGCCAAACAACUCUAAUGGAAAUCUACCAAACGUCGAGCCCCGAGCCCCAUCACCGACGCCAUCAACGGACCCAUCUCGAAUGAUCCGAUCAAAAACUAUUACUGCAUCGAUAACGUUGAUGAAAGCUGGUGCCUUACGCGGGGACAAUAUUCCCGUGAAAAUUUCGAUACAUCAUAAUAAGCCAAUCAAGUCAUUGAAUGGUAUAAUACUGACCCUCCACCGACAAACAAGAUUCGACCCCCCUUCGCGCAGCCAUCCGCCGUUAAAGAAGGCGCUCUCGUCAGCCGCUACCGGAGGGACUUGCGGCGGCACUUUCCGUAAGGACUUGGCACAGACAGUAUUGCCAUUGAUGAUUGACCCCAAGUCACUGACAACGGUCGUCAGGGCAAACUUGCGGGUUCCCGAGGAUGUUUUCCCGACCAUCGUCAAUGUCCCGGGCGGCGGCGUCUCGUUUAGGUAUUAUGUGGAGGUGGUGGUGGAUCUUGGUGGGAAACUAAGUAGCAGAGAUGACUUUUUCAAGGGUGGCGCAUCCAUACUGGGGUUACCAAGGCCGGGUACCGGCGGGGAGAAAGAUGCUGGUGGUGCCAAUGCCGGGAUAGCAGUGGAAGGAGGAGUCAUGGUGGAGACAGAAAGGAUAAGGAGGGAGAAGAGGAUCGUGUUUUGCAGGUUCGAGGUUAUUAUUGGGAGCAUUGACUCGGUCGGUGGGAAGGGUCGUAGGGGAGGUGUCUCGGCCAAGAGUUUAACGCGGUCACAAACUGUCGAGGAGGAGGAGGGUUCUGAGGCUAAUGACACUGCUCCUUCUACUCCAAGACGCCCGUCACAUUCGCAUAUGGAGGGGAGUGAGGCCCCGGACCAGAUGGAGGACGAGGCGCCGGAGUAUUUCCGACACGAACGGAUAGAUGGGUCGUUGUUGCUGCCACUCCCGCCGGUUGAGACGAGGCCCGAGAACCCAAUGGACGAGAAGACCCACCUGAUACUUGCGGAAGAGCAGUUAUUACCAAGUGCCCCUCCUAUGGACCCUUCCUCACCAGCAUGUUACAUCCACCCCUCUGCUCCAUCUCCGAGCGGGGAUGAUAACCGCCAACUGGCGGAAGGCGACAAACUAGGGAUGGAGCGUCAAAGACUCCUCCAAGCUGCUAGCGCUCCUCCAGAGGAAUCCGUUGAGUCAUCGGACACAACAAUAUCAGCCCCUUCGGCACCAAUCCUUGAGGACGAAUGCUACGAAGGACCCCCCCGAUAUGUUCGAUGA